AUGUCGGAAAAGCAGCUUAUCACGAAAUCUAUCCUGUGUAUAUUGAUGCUUCGAUACGCUUGGAUGUUAGGUGAUUCUAACAUGAUAAAUGUUAAUAUAUUUGGUUUAUUGACAAAUAUGAUUUAUAUGAUAAUUUACUAUUAUUAUGCACCAAAUACGAAGGAGGUGCUUAAAUUAAUAUAUAAAGUAACAAUCUUUGUUGCAAUUUUUCUUGUCUAUGCACAAAUGGAACAUCCAGCAAAUGUUGAAUUUAGAUUCGGUAUUGUGGUUACAGUACUUCUCCUUCUUUUAAUUGGAGCUCCUCUUGCGCAUCUUAAAAAUGUUAUAAAAACGAAAAACACAGAAAUUCUUCCAUUCCCACUUAUAUUUAUGGGUACAUUAGUUUCAUUUCAGUGGUUAUUGUACGGCCUUAUCAUCAAUAAUGUUUUUAUUAUUUUUCAGAAUGCAAUUGGUUUCAUUCUUAGUAUAGCUCAGCUAUCUUUGUUUGUGAUAUUUCCAUCCAAAAAAUCACAGGUUGAAUUAUCGAAUGACCACAGAAAGGAAAAUUAAUUUUUUAAAUUUUUUAAAGAAAAUACUUUUAUAUUUGAAAUUAUUCUCUAUAUAUUCACAAAUCAAUAGUAUUAUACUGAAUAUAUUUAUAGCUUAUAAGAAUAUUCCAAUGCCGUAGAAAUCACGUUAUAUUUUAUAUACAGAGUGUACAAAAAAUCCCGGACUCCUUAAAUGUUUUGAAAAGUAAGCAUUUCUGAGAAAAAUGUUUCACACUAAAGUUGUAGGGUUAAAAAUGAUCUAUUUACUGACCUUAUCAAUUUGACCUUGAAUGGCGCU
Messenger RNA from Trachymyrmex cornetzi, 825 nucleotides. RefSeq names its product sugar transporter SWEET1. Gene Ontology annotation, biological process: carbohydrate transport. The record is from RefSeq and is a predicted model, not a curated record. Bases 1 to 549 code for a protein of 182 amino acids. Gene Ontology annotation, cellular component: membrane. Gene Ontology annotation, molecular function: sugar transmembrane transporter activity. The transcript has 5 exons. NCBI's taxonomy places the organism in Eukaryota, Metazoa, Arthropoda, Insecta, Hymenoptera, Formicidae.